CGUGCCCUCCAUUCCUUCUCCACCACCUCCUCUCUCUCUCUAGCUCUUUCUCUAUAAUUCUCGCUCAAGCUCGCGCCUUUUCACCGGCACUCCACCCCUCGCAUCCUCACCUCGCGACCCAUCUGAAAAAAAAAAAGAAAGGAGGAGAAAGAUGGCAAGGAGCGCCGUCGAGCUCGACUUCCUCGGCGUGGCGGAGAAGGGGGUCGCCUCCCCCUCCGGCCCCCGCCCCCAGCGGCGAACUCUCGACCGUUUCUCCAGCUUCCGAGGCAUCCAGAGCGCCAUCUCGCGGAUCAACCCGGAGCUCCUCAAGUCGGUGAUCGCCGCCCCCGGCGCCGCCCACUCGAGGUCGCCGCCCUUCUCGGCGCCCGCGACGCCGAAGCCGGACCAGAAUGCCGCUCCCGCCUUGCCUGUUUACGCCCCUCUUGUCAGGCCGAGCUCGGAGACCCACGGCGGAGAAGUUGCUCCACUGACGAUCUUCUACGGCGGGACCGUCGUCGUCUUCGACCUCCCUCCCAACAAGGCGGAGAACAUUCUGAAGCUUGCGGUCCAAGGAAUGUCCAAAGCCACCGGACCCGAGAGCCCGGAGGCCGCGGCGGCUACCGGCGGCCAGGAACAGCUGCUCGGCAUGGGAGAUCUGCCGCUCACGAGGAGGAAAUCGCUGGAGAGAUUCUUUGAGAAACGGAAGGAGAGGUUGACUUUCGCAUCGCCGUAUUCCCGCGGCAAGUGAGGCGCGCCCGCUCGUCGCCUUCGCGGAAGGAGCGGGAGAAGGAGGCGACUCGGUCAUCUCUCCGCCGCGCACGUGGAAAAUGUGAAGGAAGGAAGGAAGGAAGGAAGGAAAGGAGGACAGGUCAAGGACGUAUACGGCGUCGUAGCCUAUUGGAGGAGGACGCUCUUAUUUUAUUUUUUAAGUUUCCUCCUUUGUUUUUGCUCUUCCCUUAGGGGAGGAGUUAGAACUGUUUAGUGUUGUGAUGUCUAAGUGGAGGCCACUGAUAUAAUUGCACGCCGGCCCUUUUUUUUAAAAUUUUUUUCCUCUCAUCUCUUUGUGGGAUGGGGGGCGGUUGGGCUACGGCGUAUGAUUGUAGUUUGGCGGGUCUCUAGACUUGGGGGGCCGACGGCAACCCACUUGUUGAUCGGAGGAUGUCGGAAGUAGUUAUAGUCCUCGUGCUUUGACUUCGAUCUCAUCUGUAUGUGCCGCAUGUGUAUCAUCUGUCUCUCUCUUUGAUAUUUUGUGAAGAAUACUACCAUUUGUUUGAUUUGAGGGUCGAAUGUAUGAAUAUAUGCUACCCAACUACCAUGUAUCAUCUUCA
Eucalyptus grandis is the source of this 1307-nucleotide messenger RNA. Its product is annotated as protein TIFY 9. The record is from RefSeq and is a predicted model, not a curated record. Gene Ontology annotation, cellular component: nucleus. Gene Ontology annotation, biological process: response to wounding; regulation of defense response; regulation of jasmonic acid mediated signaling pathway. The transcript has 6 exons. Bases 152 to 727 code for a protein of 191 amino acids. Lineage: Eukaryota; Viridiplantae; Streptophyta; Magnoliopsida; Myrtales; Myrtaceae.